AUGGCCACCAACGACAAGGACGUGACAUCAUCGUCCUCGGUGCCGGCCCUCGACGAUGAAUACAUUGAUUGGAACCUCUUGAUGGUGGAGGCGGAGGAGGAGUAUGAGAAGGAGAAAGCGAUUGCCAAUGACGAGGUGAUCACUCGCGCUGUCCAUGAGGCGAAACUCAUCAGCGAAGCCGAGGGAAAGUCGGAGGCCGUCGUCAAUGACGAGGCCAUCGCACACCUCUUGGCGGAGGAGGUGGAUAUGGGUGGCAACUUUGACACUGAUGACGGGGAGGAGGAGGAGGAUGAGGAGAUGGGCGGCUACUCUGACACCGAUGACGAUGAAGAGGAGGAGGAGGAGGAGGAGGAGGAGAUGGGCGGUGACUCUGACAUGACCGAUGACGAGGAGGAGGAGGAGGAUGAGGAGAUGGGCGGCGACUCCGAUAUGACCAAUGAUGACAUGAGGAGGAGGAGGAUGAGGAGAUGUGCGACUACGACAUGA
Phragmites australis (common reed) is the source of this 486-nucleotide messenger RNA. RefSeq lists its product as uncharacterized. The coding region runs from base 1 to 486 and encodes 161 amino acids. The transcript has a single exon. The record is from RefSeq and is a predicted model, not a curated record. Lineage: Eukaryota; Viridiplantae; Streptophyta; Magnoliopsida; Poales; Poaceae.